CCAAACAGCACUGUCGGGUCGGUAGAAUCUACCGGGUCAAACGCAUCUAGGAAGUCUUGGACGAGACAAUAUCACACAGUCAAUAAGACUUCCACCGUAGUAAGUUCAUGAAGACUAACUUAAAUAUUUAGUAUCGCCCGAAACGCCAAUAUAACUGUUGCUGAUGUUAGUAAGCUACGCUGAAGCACCUAGGCAAAUUGAAAAUGCAGUAACCCGUACGGAACAUGCAGAUCUGCAGACUGGUCUUUUUUUCGUCUGCUCAACCGUCUUCAGCAGGCCUGCAGAUCACUUGCCUGAAAUGUCUGCAGUUAGUAUGCAGUUGGUCUGUAUUAAGUUUGCAGUUCGAUUUUAUUUAGUCACGGAAAGGUGAACACAAAAAGUGGAUCGGUUCUAAAAGUAUCCCUUCACUGUCAGUGAGCUGCAAGUGAAAAGGUGAAUGGCAGACCUUUAGGUCUGCAGAUUGACUGCAGCAAAGUGAAUGGUGUAUUAGAUGUCAGCUAAAAAUAUACGAAGAAAACAACACGCUGCAAGCCAAAAGGUGAUCUUUAUUUAAGAAUGGAAAGAGGCAUCGAGAGAGUAACUUAAAAUUAUCUUUUUUAAAAAUAAAGAGAAUAACAGCGAUUGCUCUUAUACAUAAAGUUUACACGGACAGCAGGCAAAUGAUAUUUUGAUUCGUUGCAACGGGCUAAGCUGGACAUUGCUCACCUUGACGUUUUGUCCAUGAUCCACGAUCUUCUACACUUUUUUCAUGAAAGAAAUCAACCCAAUUUUACUUUGGUCGUCGUUAAAUUUUACAAUGGACUAAAAAGGAACGAACAUUACCACGAGCGUAUAAGAAUCUUGUAAGUGCGAGUUACCCCAUCUGAGAUUCUUGUAUCUGUGUUGCUUGCUCUGGUUCGAUUCGUCGAUACUUAGCGUAGAAGUCACUGUUCAGUGCGUUGUUUGCAAAUACGUUUGAGCUGUUCCAUCCAAAAACUUCAACGGAACUUCCAUCUCGAAACAGAACUAGAUGCAAAAACACUUAGAAUGUUUGCGCCUUUCAUUCAACGGUCGCAGAUGUUUGGGAUCCCGUGUUUGUCUAGAGAUGUAAUGGGAUCUCAUGUAAAAGGACCGACCAAUUAGAUCACGGCCUAGAAUGUCUCCAGGGAAUUAGCGAUAACAUUCCCACACUUGCCGGUCACGGAAUAAAAUUUAUUGAAAGCAUAGAAUUUGAAGGUUUAUUCAAUAAGUGAUCUUCCUUGAGCACAAGCUUACUCACAUUUCUUAGAGGUACAGUCAACGUUUUCGCGUUAUAAAAGCCGUAAUCUGUGCCAGGGCUUUAUCUGGCGAUUCAUGUUAUUGGCGCUCAAGAAAGUCAGAUCGACCGCAGCUGAAUUGUAGCGACGUUACUGCAGCUACUUCGCAGCGUUUGAAAGUCGGCAACUGCGCUGCAAAACCGCUGCCGAGAGCUUCAAAGAACCUUCAAAGGCUGCACAGCGCUUUUGCAGCCCGCUGCAACUUGAAUGAAGCUGCUGUUUGGCUUCUAAAAGGCUGCUGAACAGCUGUAAUUUAGCUGUACAGCUAUUUUGAAGCGAUUUUGUGGCGCUGUACAGCGCCGCAAGUUUCGUGCGGGUGGUUGUCUGCACAGCGUCUGCUGCAGAUCAAGUGCAGACAUAAUAAUAGAUCCUUAUUGCAUAAUCACCAAAAGUCACGAAAGGUCUGCAACAGACUUGCUGCAAACAAGAUAAAAGGGAACACACAGUCAAAGAAGAAGUCAUUUUCAUGAGAUGUCUGUCACAGACAGUAUGCAGACUUGCAGACUUCAGUUUUGCGUCAAAUUGGUCUGCUGUAUGACUGAACAGACCUGUGACAGACCUGAGAAAGGCCUUCGGCAGAUCUGCAAGUUACGUACGGGAAAUUUUCUUCCGAAAGGUACUUCAGCGUUUUAUUGUAGUUCCUAAUUUAGAAGAAAUUUUAAACCGGUUACGUUAAGCCUACCUAUUCGGCACUUGAUCUCGCAUGACGAAAACUUGUUUUCCGAGCGAUCUGUGGUUGUAGAUUGGAGGAAAAUAAGUCUUUAGACGAACUUCUUAUAUUAUCUUUUAGCUUUCAAGAGUAAUCUUAAGUUAUCUGUUUACAGGAAAAAUUCGUCAUUUAUUUUCUAUGGCCUAAUGUCUUGACAGUUUAUGACCAUAUCCUUAAGCUUAAUUGGUUCUGCAUUUUAUCCUGCCCUCUAAUAAAAAAUUGGCAAAGAUCAUAGAGAAUUUAAAGCAUUGUUCUUCCUUAGGAUGAAUCACUCUUUGCUUCACCAAAGAAGACAAGACCUGGUGAAGAGGAUGCUUUUGCUACAGCAUUGUCUGAACGGUCAUCGCGUAGACGCACUGGUAGGUACACCAGUUUGCUCAAUACCGUGGGCGCCAGAGACUUUUCGUGGUUUCCGAUUUACCUGUUUCAGUCAAGUCUUUUUAGUGACUCUUAUGGCUUGGGCCUGUAGCUUACACCAAUGGCAAAGAAUUCCAGUGCAUGGGAGAAAAACUCCUGGUACCCAGAGUAAUAGCAUGGCUUAUGUAAUGCUAAAUAAUUUAGCAUAUUUUCCAACAAGUCCAAUAAUUGGACUUGUUGGAAAAUAUGCAUUUAGUUAUCUGUCAUCAUUGGCAGAUCUAAUAUUAAUCUUCAAGUAGGAGGGGAGGGGGGGGGUGUGGCACUGCUAUCAAGACCUUGAGAACAUAGAGGGUCUCAGCUUCGAAAAAAUUUUUGUCAGCCUGAUGGGCUUCAGUUUGGCCUGAAAAUAAAAGUGGGGGCUUAGAAGUGCCUGAGACCCCUAGAUCCGACCAUCACUUGUGACUCUAGGGACUCUUUCAUUUCUUGAACUUUGAUAUGGUUCUUAGGAAUUCAACUCCAGGACAUAUGAUAUAGUGAGUUGGAACAAUCGCGAUAAAGAUUGAAAAAAACCCAAAUUCAUUAUUUAAGCAGUAUUUUUGCCACCGUUGCCAUCAUCGGAUCUUAAUCAUGAUGCACUCCUUUGAUUUGAGGAUUUGAGAUCUACUUUCUUUAUCACUCUAGAGCUGACAGCUUCAGUUGUAAGAUUUUUAUCCUUUUUGUAUCGGCACCCUUCCCCACCCAAAAAGCAACACCAGAGGGGAGAGUGGCUAUGUGUUUGCUUAAAGAUUUUGUGGCAAUAAUCAUACUGCUCUUCUUAAAAUUAACUAUGGACUGGUCCAUGCUUUCAGGAAAAGGAACACCAGCAAAAAGGUCUGAUGACCCAGAGACAAUUCAAGUUAUAACCAAGGAUUUAAUCAGAAGAUUAAGGUAAACUUCUGUUUUACAUUUAUAACUCUUUAAUUUUGACCCUUUAAGCCCUAUAAUUUUAUUCAAAGGCACUUUCUUUGCACCUGUCAAUAUACAUUUCCUACAAUACAAAUAGAAUUAUAUAAAAUUCUGUGACUAAUUUGUAUAUUUUUGUCUAAUCUACAACUAUUACAUUAAUUUAUUAACAGAGUUCCUCAAGAAGAUCCUUCUGGAAGGACUAUUAUUUUAGAGGCUGGUGAAUACCAGCGAAUUAAGGUGAGGUUGUUAUUGCAGGGCUUCUGAUAUUUCGCGCGGUAAAUUGUGAAAACUGCACAGUAGUCAUGAUGUUAAAACCUUCUCAUUGGCUCAUUUCUCAAGCACUUUGUUGUUGAAAUAGCAAAUAAUUAUGUCUGUUGAAAAACAUUGAACGUGCUUGUAAAAUCUGCACAAAAUCAAUUGAUUUCUUACGAAAUUUGCCCUGAAAAUUCCCACGAAAUCAGCCGUUUUUUACUGAUUGUUUUUUGCCAAAGGUAGCCUUGUAAAUUCUGUGAAAUUUCAGCAAAAGCGGCCGAUUUUUCCGCAAAUCUGUUGUGUUAAUCGGUCUGAUCAAUAAGAGUAUUGUUUGUCAUCCUUGAACUCCUUGACAGGACUUUUUUGUGGGAGUUACAUGUAACUUGGCAUUUCAUCCCUCUUUCCCCCAAAUAAAUAAAUGAAAAUGAAGUUUUGCCUUUCACCAGUCUGCAUCACAUGUUCCCACUCAAGAAGAAAGAGACUGGGCUAGGGAAGAAAUGAAAAGGAGGAAAGAAUAUGAACAAAAUGCCUCAGAGGAAAGAAAAAAUUUUAUGCAGACCAUGGAGCUGAAAAGAAAAGAGAAUGCAAAACCUUCUGAUCUGGAGCAGGUAAAUAACUGUAUAGUGAAAAACAUUAAAUUUAUAAAUUAAAGGGCUGAAAGCAAAACUGUCUUCUGUCAAGUCUUUUGUUGAUUUUUUUCUGGCCAGAAUUGCCUCAAUCUUCAUAUGUGACCUAAAUUGAUUCAAAAGAAUAACUUUGCCGUGUAUUUUUUUGCGUCAUUUCUUACUAAUUUUUGUACAAAUUACUUAUGCAAAAAAUGCUUUGGGUUCUUUAGAACAAAAACAAAAGAAAUCAGAAAGUUCUUUGUUUUGCAAAAUCAACUAAGAACAUCCUUAGAUUAGAUUCAACUGACACUUUAUUUUUCAUCAACACAGUACAGUCUAAUAUAAAGUGAAACCUUGAUUUAACAAACCUCUACAUAACAAAGUCUGCAAUGUAACGAACGAUUUUCUUUACCCCAAUAAUACUAAAAUAAUUUAAUAUAUAAAAAGGAACCUUAUUCAGAUGUUCAACUAAUGCUUUUUCAGAUUUUUAAGGACGUUUUAUGUUUACAAACCAAUGGCAAUUGAAGUUUUGAUGAGGGAAUUUUCAUCUGAGUUUUGAUUAUUGUAAAUGGCUAUACUUGUUAGGAAGCAAAGAAACAGAGUGGUACUUUACUGGAAAAGGCGCAAGAACAGAUGGAAGAACAGGAGGAUGAAAUUAAGAAGCUUAAUGAGGUAGCUUCAGUUGUCUUAACAGGGUUAAUCUUUAUCAAGCAUACUUCAAGAAAGCAAAGCUGUCUAAGUGUAGUUAACAAAGCAAUUGCUCACUGCUUGUGGUUGAAGUCUAAACUUUUGAACAUUUCAGAUCAUCUUUUCUGUUGAUUUCUAUAUGGGCAUAGACUGUGGUGUUCAUGGUCAAUUUGUUUUUACCAUAACUCCCGGGGGGGAACUCCCAUAUGAAACAGACGGGGGGAUGCUCGUCGCAAAUUUUGAAUUUAACCCCUAAAGGAGAACAUCUUGGUGUGGCUCAAGCUUUUUGUGACCCCUAAAGGAGACCAAUCUGGGCGUGGUUUAAGCAAAUUUUGACCCCUAAAAGAGAUCACUUAAAAACACACAAAUACUACAUGCAAUGAGUUUUAAUGAUAUAAAGACAUAAUCAUCGAAUGCUUUUAUCUAAAAGUAGUUUUUAAAAGCAUUGUCAUAAAUCUCAAGUUCUUCGCGGAACCCUAAACGAGACCUUGGCGGCUUAAAAUAUUGGCGCUUUGCCCGGAGCACCCUAAGCGAGACCAAAAUCCAAAUUUACACCCCUGAGCGAGACGACGAGCAUCCCCGUCUGUUUCAUAUGGGAGUCCCCCCCGGGCCAUAACUCUCUUUUGGUAACUACUGACCACAAGACAGUGUAAAGACUGGUUAGAAAUAAUUUAAUAACUAUCAGUGCAUUUUCUGUUUCUGUUGCAGCUCAUACUAAAUGCCAAGUGUCAUGCCAUCCGUGAUGCACAGCUUAUAGAAAAGGUUGAGAUCAAGAAAGAACAACUAGACGAGGAAAAACGACUUGACGAGAUGAUGGAAGUGGAGAGACUUAACGCUCUGAAAGAGUAUGAGGAGAGAGAGAAAGCAGCUCACUUUGAAAGACUCAAAGGAGCACAAGUGCUGCAGCAACAGAUAACUGAUAGGGAACAGUCACGAUUGCUGGAUGAAGAGAAAAAAGACCAAGAAACAAAGGUUGGUACAUCUAACUGGUUCCUUAAUGUACAAAUUCUCACUCCUUUUUUUAAUUUCUUGCCUUCCUCCCUUUAGCCUUUUUUUUAUCACAAAAUAUUAAUCAUUGUUGCACAAUUCCCCCUAUCUCUCCCACUUUCCACCCUUUUAGUAUUCCCACCUCCCAUCCUUUUCUAUUCUGCCUCCCAUACCCAUCCCUACCCCUAUAAAUUUUACCCUGCCUCAUAUCCCCCUAAUGUUCCCCACUCAGAAGGUGUUAAUUUGAACCCUCACCCCACCCCCAUGAAAAUUCCAGUUUAGCUACAUACUUUCCUGGGAAACUGCCCAUCUCCCCCUCCCCUAAGCCAUCGUUUUGCCUUGAGCGAGAAGUAAGUGUUUGCUUGGGGAAGGGGUAGGCGGGCAGUUUCCCGGAAACCUAAAUUGAUCCGAAAUUUCUAGUAACCCGUCAUGGGGUGGGUGUGGGUAUUUCUGGAACCACCUAACAUAGUGAUGCUAGUAUUUCAUGGGGGAAAAUGAAAAAAAAAGAAAUCAUUCUUUAUGAACUGCUGUGGAAAUUUAAGGUUGCAUACUAGAUUUCUUUUUUUCUUUUAGGUGAUGUUACAAUACCUUGAUAAGCUGCAAAAAGAAGAUAUGGAAAAUUUGGUCAAAAAGCGAGAAAUACAAAGAGCGUUGAUGAAAGAUGUGGCCAAGGCAAACGAGGUGAACUUUUUAAAUGAUUCAUAAAUUCCAAUGGUCGUGAAUAUUAUUGUUUGAUCGCCUGUUCUAGUCCAAGUAUAUCAAAUCUAGGGCCAGUAAUUAGUCAUAAAUGGAUGCAUCAAUAACCACUUAAGCCAAGAAGCAUACGUACAGCUAUGUCAAGAAAGUUCCAUUGUCGGAAAAAGUGCUCACGACAGUCCCGAAAGGUGUUGUGGGUGGUUUUGAGUUCACUGUCCUUCAAAGAAUUUUGAAAGAACGGCAUGAGAUUCCAUGGACGUACGUUUGUGAGUGCUAAAGGAAAGCACCAAACGUAAAUUUGACAGCUGCAUUGUCAGUAACGGUGUAUUGAUCAUAUAUUGAUCAUAUUACCUGCAGGAUUGCUGCUUGCACAUUUUCACCGACGUUUCUCGAAAUAACUGUAUGUGUGUUUCUUGGCUCAACUAUAUUAAUAUCAAUUUUUGCACCUAAUGGCUCAAAUUGUAGCCCAUUUUAUGGCUUUCCGUUGACCCGAUGGAGACCCUCAGAACGGGGUGCUUUGAAGUUAAAAUGCUGGGGACGAAACAAGGAUGCCCCCACCUCCACCCCCCCGGUCUCAUAAUAGGGACCUUAAGCUAAAGUCAAAAAAUGGCAACCGGAAGUAGAUAUUAUAUCUGUUUCACUGCUCUGACUCGACAAAUUUGUACAGUGGGAGUUAAAACAAUGCAUUCAGAUUCUUUGUGUGUGACAGAAGUGUACCAUCAAGCUACACAUCGAAUUCCGGUUACUAUUGAUGACGUCCCGGACGUAGCGUUCUCGUUGCUUAAGCUCACUAGUAACCUGCGCCGCACUCUCAGAUGUUAGGCAAGCGAAAAACGAUGCGCUAACUUGAGUACCAGGCCAUGUUUCUGGGAUGGGGAAAAUCUCCUCUCCCAUUACCCCUAAGAAAGGCCUGAUCAGCUUCAGGCUAAUGACGCGCGUGAUCUGGGGAAGAGGGCGACCACCUCAUGAUUGAUAGUUUUAAUUGUUAUUUCGUCCCCUAAGCUUCUAUAUCUGCUACUGGUAGUUUAGCUGAGCCUACAAAAUGUAAGAUGAACGCUGUGUACCUUUUAAUAAUUUCUGUUAAAAAAAAUUUGUUAUCUUUAAUACCCAGGAAAUCAAAUUUCUGAGAGAACGUAAAACAGAGCAGGAAAAGUUAGAGGAAAUUAAAGUCAUGGAGUUUUUGAAGCAAAAAGCGGUAUGUAAAAACUUUGAAAAUUCGAUUAUUAUCUUCAUAAUAUUUUGCAAGUAAUAACUUCUUUAAAUACUUGCAGGAUAGUCACAAACGAAAUUUAGCAAGUAGUUGUUUUCUUUACAGGAAAGAGAAGAAGCUUAUCAGCGUGAAGUGGAAGCUGCCAGAAUCGAGAAGGAAAAAGAAAUAGCUCGUCUUCGUGCACAACAAGAAAGAGCAAAAGAUAAGCAAGCCGAGAAGGUAAAUUGUACUCUUUUAAUCUUGAAGAAAACCGCAGCAAAAACGGUACAGAAAAAAAUUCGACAACAACAACAAUAAUGUAUUUCUUUAAAGAAAUAUAAAGUUUACAAUAUUUUGUCCGGGAAAUAGCUAUAAUGCUAAUCUAGGCAGGACAAGACUUUAAAUAAAGACGUUAUUAAAUUACAUAAGAAGAAAGAAAAGAAAAGAAAUACAAUAGCAUACAGAAAGAAACGCCUUACAUAUAAAUUCAAGUUCAGGGGAUUUUGUUAUUUGAAAAAGACUAAAAUUACAACAACUGGAAGUAUAUAAAACAUAUCAGGUUAACUGAAUUGCCAAACAUGUCAAGUACUAUAGCUCGAGAAACUAAACUCGCGGAUCGCGGAUAGGAUUUUGUUUCCGACUUCAGCGUUACAGACGUCGACGUAUGAACAAAUACUCGGAACAGUUUCGCCAUCCUUUUCAAGUUCUUUUAACCGCCAUUAUACUUAAACUUUAAAACUCUAGGCUGCAGAAAGUUCGUUGUGCAUAAUUUUAACAACAACACUCACGAACACACAAUAUACAGGUGCACUUUAAUUCAAUUUAGUUGAAUAUCUUAGUAUAAAGAGAAUACUUUCGCUGUUUCUUUCUUUCCGGUGUUAUUUUUACGAGAUCUAAUUUUCGCGAAUCGUUAGAAAAUCCGCGAGAUUUCGUGCUUCCUUCGUUGAACCCAGCCGGAGGAAGAUUUCUAAACGGAAUUAAAAAAUGUAAAACAUCUUUUUGAAAAGUCUGGAAUGGAUUUGACUCUUUAGGACGCUUUAAGAGCAAAGCGAAAUCAAGAAGAGGCUGAACGAGAAUGGAGAAGAAAAGAAAAAGAAGAAGCCGAGAAAAAGUGAGCUAUUGUUCUGUUUGUUGGUUAUUUGUUUACGAUUUCCUGAUUUUCUGGCUUUCGAGUUGGGCUUGCAUCUCGGAUUUCUCGUUCCGCGCUAGAAGUUAUUCCGCGCGCAAACCUCUCGCGCUUUCUCCCCCACAAGCGUAACCUGUUCCAGGCUCCGAAAUAGUCGGGUCCACUGAAUUUAGAAAGCGCAAACAUGAAAUAAAGGGAGGAAACUGGGGAGAGGAAGGGCGGCGGAAGAGGGUCGUAAAAGAAAUCCUUACAGGCUCUCUAUCCCUUCCUUUUUCCCGCCUUUUUUACCGGCCCUGCCAACUUUUCGCGCGCCUUUCGCUUUUGCGUCUUCUCCACUAUAUGAGAGCCUGGAACAGGCUUCCACAAGCGAGUCUGCUGACACGCUGCCAUGAUACUUUUACACUCCCGCAAGGGUGUUUUUGAAGGACAAUGAGCAGCAAUGUUGCAAACAAAUUUAAAUUUAAACGCAAGUUCUUACAAUCUUAUUUACGGCUUUGCCAAGAAACCAAAUAAGAUGUCCUCGCGGAUCUGCGCGACUGUCACCUUACGCGCACUUUGCGCCGUCUCGCGUAGUCCAUAUCACGCGAUCGACAAGCCUCCCGUAGUGUAUAUGUAAAUUGGGGUUUACACUUAUUUUUCCUCAAACGAGGUCUUAAAACCAAAGAAUUGUUUUUAUUUUUGUAUAUAUUCCUUGACUUAUUUAGCUUUUUAUGCUAAUGCAAUGUUCCCGUUUUUCACAGGAGAGCGACCGAGGAAAUGUUGCGAAAGGCUCGCGAGGAUCAAGUCAGAAACAAAGAGCAUUUCUUAGCAGUACAGGCUGGAAGAGACCGGGCUGAAUUUGAACGAGUUUUAAUGUAAGUUGAGUUAUAAAAGAGUUAUAAAAGGCAAAGAAGAGUAAAGAAUGUAAUGACUGUAUACAAGACAGGAUAAACUUUAUCCUCUUUUGCUGUAUAUUAACUUCAGUUUGCUUAAUAACUUCACCUAGAACUCUAUUUAGAAAACGAACUACGAAGAGGCCAAUAAAGAAUUAAAACGCGCCAGAACGCGAUAAGCGCGCUCGGAAGUAAGAAUAUUAAAGUAAAAGGCAUUCUUUUCUGUGCGCCGAUGAUCUUCAGAGCGUGGAAAGGAAAAAAAAUUCUCUUAAAUUGGCAUAUUUGUUAGUUUUGGGUAGCCUGUGAAUAGGCCCUCUGUUUGGGGAAAGGUGGCAAUUUUCAAGGGAGGGUUUUCAGAGACCUUCUUGAUGGGGUGCACGCAUUUCCUUUUGAUAUUGACAAAGUAAUCCUUACGAAACUAUGUGGGACGGUUUGGAGAAUAUGCCAGUUAAUAAAUGUUUUAUAUUGGGUUGAUUGAGGGUGGAUUGAUCGUUAAACAAAUUCUCCUCAUUAGCACAAUAUUGUUGGUUAAGGGCUAAGGUCUAAUUUGCUUUUUACAGAGCGCAAGAAGAGCAGAUGUUAAAAGACGAAGAAGCUGAUAAAAUCCAGAGCAUCCGUCGCCAUCAGCACUCGGAAGAAGUUCGUCAACAAAUACGCGAAAAAGAGAAAGACAGAAUCCACGCCAGGAAUGCUUUCUUCGAGGAAGGAAUCAAGCUGGAUCAAGAAGCAAAAGCUCGGUGA
Molecule: messenger RNA, 10461 nt
Organism: Porites lobata
Lineage: Eukaryota; Metazoa; Cnidaria; Anthozoa; Scleractinia; Poritidae
Source: the annotation of a GenBank genome assembly